Anopheles maculipalpis is the source of this 1606-nucleotide messenger RNA. RefSeq names its product connectin-like. The transcript is spliced from 4 exons. The coding region runs from base 14 to 1567 and encodes 517 amino acids. The record is from RefSeq and is a predicted model, not a curated record. NCBI's taxonomy places the organism in Eukaryota, Metazoa, Arthropoda, Insecta, Diptera, Culicidae. Gene Ontology annotation, molecular function: protein binding.
ACGAAUCCACAGCAUGAAAACGAUAAGCACAGACCGAACCCUGACAGGGUUAAUGCUAGUGUUGCUGGCAACACUGCCCUGCACAACCGUCGCCCGCAGCUAUGAAAAACCAACCAACCUAAGGAAAGGAAAAUCGGCACAAAUCGUAUCGUCCGCACCAACGAUCACAACCCCAAUCAUGGAGCUAUGUUCCGAGGACAUCAACAUGAAGCUUGCCUGCCACUGCACUCCGGAAAGCAACGCAAAGGCGCAGAAAGCUUCCUGCUCCAUCUUUGACGGAGAGCUCCCGCGCAAGGACAACAACUGGCUCGCCUUUCACACACAAACCGAGCUGGAACAUUUGAAAUUUACCGUGCGCAAAUCGGGCAACCUAACGUACAUCCCGUCGGACGUGAUCGCUACCCUGUACAAGCUGCGCACCCUGACGAUCGAGUACGGUAUCAUCAGUGACAUCUAUCCGUUCGCGUUCGGUAACUUGACGGAGCUGCGCGUACUCAAUCUACCCAACAAUCAGAUCGUAACGCUGCACAGUAAUGCCUUCGCACAUCACAAAUCGCUCGAGGAGCUAAUGCUGGAGAACAACUACAUCAAGAAGAUUGAGCGGGACGCGUUUGUGGAUGUGCCGAAGCUGAUCAAGCUCAAUCUCGCGAACAACAGUAUCUUCAACCUGCACGACAACGGUUUCGAGGAGCUGACAAAGCUGGAAGAGCUGCGCCUCGAGUCAAACCAGAUAGCGGUGCUGGCACGCGAGUACUUCAAAGGACUGGAGAACCUGAAGAUCCUGAAACUUUCAUACAACGAUGUGGAAUAUCUCGGUGCGUUCGUGUUUGCGGAUCUGUGGAGCUUACAGAUGCUCUUCCUGGACAGCAAUCGGAUUGAGAAAAUCGAUGAGCGUGCGUUUGACGGACUGACUAGCCUGAACUAUCUGCACCUGGAAAACAAUCGCAUUACAACCAUCGACAGUGCCACCUUUACCAGCGUAUCGGCACUGCAGCUGCUCAACCUAGACUCGAACCGUCUGACCACCAUGACGUACGGACACAUCGUCCCGCUGAUGGACAAUCUGGUGAACAACAGUGCGCUCCUGUCACUGCGUGAUAAUCGAUUCAUCUGCGACUGUAGGCUCUCGUGGAUGUACGAUCUGAGCGAUCGUACGCGCAACGAGGAGCUGCGCGAAAGUCUCAAGAGCAUCGAUUGCAUCCUCGGCCAGACGUUCGAGGAACCGACCCGAUCAUCGCUGGCCAGUGCGUACGAUUUCGGACAGCUGGACGAGAACGGUGAGUACAUCGACGAUUCGGCCAGCGAAAAUGAUGCGCUCGCUAAGGAGCCACCCCAAACAGUCAACGUGCUAAAGUUGGGCCGCGAAGAGCUACCCUGCCCGGAGGAAUUGGCCGGCCCGACCGGUGAUCCGAACCCGCGCGAAUCGAAAGGUUUGUUCAACCUGUCCUGGAACAGCUCGGCAGCCAACGACCGGUACGGUGGUAGCAUCAGCAGCAGUAGUAGGGUGCUACUGAUGGCGCUAGUGAGCGUUGGGCUUGGUGUGGUGCAUAGAGCUCUUAGCUGUUAAGUGCUAGGAAAGGGAUAACUUAUUUUCCUAGCGUGAGCG